Molecule: messenger RNA, 3779 nt
Organism: Triticum aestivum (bread wheat)
Lineage: Eukaryota; Viridiplantae; Streptophyta; Magnoliopsida; Poales; Poaceae
Exons: 2
Coding region: 133-1587 (484 amino acids)
Molecular function (GO): nucleic acid binding; zinc ion binding
Source: RefSeq, a predicted model, not a curated record
GCCAGGAAAUUCUCCACCUCUGACUGCUUCCCGGCUAGGGUUUCUCCACACCUCCCGAUUCCCAAAUCCUUCUCGUUUGCUAAGGAGUGGAGUGCUCGCGAGUGGAGGAGUACCUACGCUGAGAUCAUCAAGAUGGCGGGUGGAGGCUGGGGUGGAGGUCGUAGGCCAAACCCCAGGCCUGGUGGGGGUGGUGCGGCCGGGGGCGGACCUAUGGCCUUCCACCAUGGCGGAGCCCCUACCCCCCUGCCCUCCUCGGUUGGGCAAACUGCGCAGGCUCAGAUCCAGUACCAGGGCCCUGGGAUGACCUCUGGCGCUCCCCCUGGGGUCUGGAACUCUCCUCAGUUUGGGCAGUGGCCACAGUUCUUUCUUCCUCAACACCAAAUGCAACAAUUGAUGCCACAGCAACAGAUGAUGCAGCAGAUGGGGCCUCAGUUUGGGUUCCCAGGUCAGUUCUUCCCGCAGCAGAUCUUCCACCCGGAGAUGGUUGUUACCAUGGGGGCGGGCUCCAGCUCUGUACCUCAAUCUGGGGAGAACCAACCUCAAAAUCAAAGGAAGAAGACCCAGAAAAAUCAGAGAUAUCGUGGAGCUGUGGAAACUGCUGGGGAGAAAUCCAAUCCUGUGCAAGUUGCAUGUGUUGAAGCUGCUGUGAAUUAUGACAUGAGACUGAAGGAUGUCAUUUGCUACAACUGUGGUGAGUCGGCUCAUUAUGUGGGGCAGUGCGUCGCUGCCAAACUGUGCUUCAUCUGUCAUAAGGUCGGGCAUCACAUGGAUGCCUGUCCUAACUGGUUUAAACCUCUCCCUGCUGCUACGUAUCUUGGCAGUGCUAAUGUGGGUUUGGGUUUUUUCCACAUUGAGUGCAGUGGGGCGGAUGACAACAAAUGGCUGAACCUCUCCAAUGUUGGGAUUGCAGUCAUUGAGGAAGGGUCUGUUACUGUCCAAGAACUUAAGCAAAAUUUCUCAGAGAUCUGGAGGACUAACUGGCCGUGGCAGAUUAGAAAGCUGAGUGAGAAGCAGUUCCUAGUUAGAUUCCCCCCUCACAUGAAGGUCAAAGAUCUUAUUGAGCUGCCUUCCAUCAACCUAAAGAAGAAGGGAGUCACUGUGUCCUUUAUGAAGUGGGAGGGAGAGAUUGAAUGCUAUGCAGAGACCCAAGAUGUCUGGAUUAAUGUGACGGGCCUGCCUCCAAAGUGGAUCACUUGGAAGGUUAUCUCCCAAGUUGAUUCUAUGUUUGGGAUCCUGACUAAUGUGGACUGGCAGGAGAUUUUCAGAAGCUUUUUCAAGAAUGUAACCAUCCAAGUGGCUGUUAGAGAUCACUCCAAAAUCCCAAAAGAUAGGCUGGCGGAGAUUGAGAAGGAGCUAUACUUACUCCAGUUCUCCCUGGUCACUGAUCAUGUGGAUGCUGGGGAUAAUCUAGUGAUCCCUCUAGUGAUAAUAGGGGAGAUGACCUAUUGGAUGAUAACUCUGGGAAAAGUGAUGGAAAUGGCAGAAGGAGAGCUAUGGACACUAAAAAAAUGUUGUAAAUGGAAAUGGUGGUGGUUCAUCAACUCCUGCUGCUGGAGGUCCAACUACUGGGGGUGCUGGCAAAAGUAAAACUACAGGACAAUGUGUUGAAACUGAGGUGGUGGUGAAUAAUUUUAACUAUGGAGGAAGCCCAGCCCUCAAGGGCAAGUUUGGCAGAUCUGCAUCCACUGCUAAGUUCAAAAAACCUGCUGAGAAUAUUAGUGCUGCUCUGCUGACAAGAUUUGAAGAUGAGGCCGAGGAAGGUUCCAACAACCUGGAUCUCUCAGAUUACCCACUUUUCUCUGGUGGACCUCUCAUUCCUAUGGCUCGUAGUUCUAUGACUGGCAAGAAUGCAUGGGGGCCUGUAGUUGCUCCUAGGAUGAGUAACAGAAUUCAGAGAGAUGGGAAAAAUGCUAUUCAGAGAGCUUCUGAUUUGCUAAAAGUCAAAAACCUCGAAAUUCCUAAGACAAGUAACAAUCUCCCUUGCUCUAAUAAUUCAUUUGCUGUUCUGGCAGAUGAUAAUCUGCAGAUGAAAGCUUUGGAUGCUGGCAUUAGCCUUGGCAAGGAUUAGGAGAAUAUCCUACACAACAUUGUUGUUAUUAAAAACACUGAAUGUAUUAGAGUAGCUAGGUUUAAAAUUGACAAUCCCGAUGCAUUUCUUCCUCAUAACAUUGACAUUAGUGAAGAAGAAUAUGCUAGGGGAUUCUCCAAUUGUGGAGAUGAUGGUGAUUUAGAGACUCACACUAGUGAGUGCUCUGAUCUGGAUGGGACCUGGGUACAAGUGUCUUCCAAGAGGAGUAGUAAAAGGAUGAUGCCCUAUGCUUCCAUGGUAGUAGGAUUAAUUUGGAAUAUUAGAGGCCUCAAUAAGCCUGACAAGUGUAAGCUAGUGCAUGAACUCAUUAGAGAUACAUGCCCUGACAUUAUUGUUUUUUCUGAAACUAAAAAAGAUAGUUUUACCUCUUCUCAACUAUCCUCUUUGGAUGGGGGAGGCUCCUUCUCCUGGGAGUGGCUUCCUGCAGUUGGGACAGCUGGGGGUAUACUAGUGGGGGUGAGAUAUGAGAAAUUUGACAUUAUUUCCAGUAAUAUGUUCAACUUCUCUGUCUCUUGCAUCCUGCUUAGUAAGGUAGACAAACAUUUGUGGAGAUUCAUCUCUGUUUACGGCUCAGCUUACGAAGAGCAUAAACUUGAAUUUGUUAAUGAACUGCACAAUGUUAUGAACUGCUGGUCCGGUCCAACUUUAAUUGGAGGGGACUUUAAUUUAGUUAGAUCCUCUGAGGAUAAAAGUAAUGGUAUGGUUGACCUGCACUGGGUGGAUUUGUUCAAUGACUGGAUCAACUGUAUGAGGUUGGUUGAAUUGGUGAACUCUGGUAGAAAGUUCACCUGGGCCAAUAAUCAGGAUAAUCUGAUCAUGACUAACAUAGAUAGGGUCUUUGUGUCCACCUGCUGGGAGCAGAUAUAUCCUGCAGUCAUGCUUAAAGCCCUUCCCAGGGUUGGUAGCGAACAAACUCCCUUGGUUUUGACACUGGUGCUAUUAAGCCGCCCGGGGAUAAAAUCUUUAGAUUAGAGAAGUGGUGGUUUGAGAUUGAGGGGUUUACUGGGAUUGUGGAGAAAUCCUGGAACUCACCCUAUGAUAUAGCUGAUCCUGCUGCUAGGUUUCAGUUUAAACUUAGGAGGCUAAGGAAGUGUUUGAGGGGGUGGAGUGCUAAUGUAGAGGCUGAACAGAACAGACAUAAGAAGCACUUAGUGGCUGAGUAUGAUCUGCUGGAUGUUAUUGCUGAAACACAAAUUUUAUCCCCUCAUUCUAAGCAAAAGAUGUCCGAUCUUGCAGGUGAACUCCGAGUGAUUUGGAUGAAUGAGGAGAUCAAAGCAAGACAGAGAUCCAGGGAGAGAGAUAUCCUUGAAGGACGUGCUGAGAAACGCUGCAAGCUGGUGCGAUCUGUGGAAGGUGCUCUGCACUGGAGCAGAUCGGUCAAGGUUGAUGGAUGCCACCAAGGCGGUCUGGGAGCUUGCAAGAAGGCCUCCUAUGCUACUCUGGCCGAAUCCAGGCUGAAGAAGAAGGAUCAUGUGCCCCCCUCGAGGCCCUCCAUGCUUAAGUGUUGCACGAUGGGAGUGGGGUGUGAUGCUGUGGUGCUGACGCCCAUCUACCCCACCUGACUGGUCCUCCCUUCCCUUUCCUCAUUAGAGGUUUCUGUAUCAGAGUAGUGGGUUUUGCUGCCUGUGAAACUCUCUAUUCGUUCUGGAUGUUGGCGAGUGUGCCCCAUACCGAGUUUUGUAAAACUGAU